AUGUACACCUUCCUCACAAUCACCACGCUUCUAUCCGCCGCCUCAGCACUCGGCAUCAACUGUCGAGGAUCAGGCUGGUGCAACAUCAACAGCGCGAGCUUGAACAAUGUCCUCACCAAAGCCAAGCAGCUACAAGCUCGUGGCCAAGGAGAUCACCAUUGGGGAGAGGGCGUUCAAAUUGCCUGCUCUGGUGGCCAGUGGGGAUCUAUCUGCGCCUUCUUCCAGAGCGGUGCUAGUGGAAACACGGACCGGGCCGUGGAGUUGAUUCAGGGCAUUCUUGAUCAUGGUUGCACUCAGUGUGGAAGUAUUCCCACUGAAGAAGGCAACAACGUUGAUAAUGGACAGCUUACGGUUAACUAUGUUGAGAACCCUUGCUGUAGUGGCGAUUGCUACUGCCCGGUCUAA
Messenger RNA from Fusarium sp. VM40, 405 nucleotides. Lineage: Eukaryota; Fungi; Ascomycota; Sordariomycetes; Hypocreales; Nectriaceae. The record is from the annotation of a GenBank genome assembly.